Molecule: messenger RNA, 901 nt
Organism: Amoebophrya sp. A25
Lineage: Eukaryota; Dinophyceae; Syndiniales; Amoebophryaceae
Source: the annotation of a GenBank genome assembly
AUGCGCGAGGAUGAUGGAAGAGCAGGUGCUCGGGAAGAUAUACUACGAGACAGCAAGAACGUCAAAGAAGAACAUGAAGAUGAUGAAGAUCAUGCAAUUACUCCACUGGGUCUGGGAACAACUACUACUAAGUCUCCAAUGCCCUCUGCUGUACCACCUUUGGAGCAAACGAAGCAUAAAAAAGCUUCUCCACAAGGGCUCUUUCCUGGAAAGCAUGCAGUUGGAGUUGGCAAGAAAGGUGAUUUUUUCAAUCUACAGAAGAGUCCAAGGGAUCCAUAUCCUAUGAUCCAAACCACAAGCAAAAGCAAGAACAAAAUGAAUGGCCGUCCAGGAGGCUCGCGCUCGCCACGAGAAGUUAAGGCUCAAGUUGACUCAUUUCUAUGUAUAUAAAUAUUCAUUUCUAUGUAUAUAUUAAUUAUUUAAUGCGUUUUUUCUCCCUGCUGUUGUAUGUUGAGUAAGUAUAUAAUUCUUUUCUUAUGAAAGCGAAACAAGUCCGUCGUGAGUAGAAAUUGCAUUUGGAUGAAGGAAGAAAAAGAAAUGAAUUUUUUUGAGCUGCUCUAAACGAGGAAAAGGCAAAAGGAAAGGGCCUGACCCUCUAUCAAAACGUGGCGUCAACACUGUCGUUCAUGAUCUAUUACAUUUUCAGGAGAUCAAAGCAAAAGCCACGACGCCAACAGAAGAAAGAGCGAGAGCUCAAUCGUCACCCUAUGGUAGUCCGAGAGCACAAUCGUCACCUCAUGGUAGUCCGAGAGCACAAGUGUCACCCCAUGGUAGUCCACGGCAGGGCAACUCGCCGCUGGUUCCUUCGAGGCCUGCGUCCUUGUCCCCUCGAGCAGUAGCAGCCGUUGCCGCGGGGGAGGUGCCGCAGUAUUGGACGAAACCAGGAGGGAUCAAAAAGGGU